AUGCACAUUGAUCGCUUCUUUUUGUAUGAUACCCAGACUUGUUGCGAUCGUUGUACCUGGCCUCGGAUAAUCAAAAAGCGAGAGACGAAAGUGUGUAACGAUGGUUAUGAGGAAGCCAUAUCAGCCAAUGAUAAUAUUUUCUUCGGGGAACAACUUUUUGAGGAACCCGGCUUUACAAAUCUUGUAACAAUUUCAGAUCAACUGAUGACAUAUUUUGGCUGGAGGAUAUUAAUUUCUGGCUUAAUGACUCUGUAUAAACCAAGAUAUCUUGCAUUGGAAGUAGCACGGUUGAGUUAUGAGAUUACUGUAAUAUCAAUCUAA
Molecule: messenger RNA, 321 nt
Organism: Phycomyces blakesleeanus NRRL 1555(-)
Lineage: Eukaryota; Fungi; Mucoromycota; Mucoromycetes; Mucorales; Phycomycetaceae
Exons: 4
Coding region: 1-321 (106 amino acids)
Source: RefSeq, a predicted model, not a curated record